Fusarium odoratissimum NRRL 54006 is the source of this 1725-nucleotide messenger RNA. RefSeq lists its product as uncharacterized. Bases 1 to 1725 code for a protein of 574 amino acids. NCBI's taxonomy places the organism in Eukaryota, Fungi, Ascomycota, Sordariomycetes, Hypocreales, Nectriaceae. The transcript is spliced from 2 exons. The record is from RefSeq and is a predicted model, not a curated record.
AUGCGCAUCGACAUUCUGGGAACGGCUGCAUCAACAGUUCUCUUGGGCCUAAACACAGUACCAGUACAGGCUCUGAGACCUUGCCCCCUCUUUGGACCAGAUUUGCCCAUUCCGACAGCGCUGAGUGAUGAUGUUUCCAUCAGAAAUGCCCUGUCCGAAAUCCUGCAGCUUGUUCCAAGCCUCGACAUUGACUUCCAGAACACAUCUUUCUCUAUCGACAUCUAUCCAGCGGCAGACCAACGACCCCUUUUCAGCUACCAUCACUCGGCUCCAACUCUGCAGAAGCACGGUCACGGCGUCCAAGCCGUCAACGACACGACAGUGUAUCGCAUAGGUAGCAUUUCCAAAUUGCUCACAGCUUAUGCCUACCUACUUGAGGUUGGAGAUGUGUCGUUCAACCAGCCAGUCACGCGUUACGUACCUGAGCUGGCAGAUAUUUCUGCAAGGCUAAGGAACAAGUCAGCCUCUGCUCUUCAAUAUGUGGACUGGGACGCCAUAACCAUCGGCGCGCUCGCAUCUCACAUGGCUGGCAUACCGCGAGACUUUCCGAGCCCUGCGUCAGCGGACCGCCAGCUAGCACGGUUGGGAUUUCCGCCAGUCCGGGCAGUAGAUUUCGCCUACUGUGGGAAAAGCGUCUUGUAUCCCUGCAACCGCACUGCCUUCUUUGACGCCAUACAGACACGUCACCCAGUCGAAGCGGCCUUUUUAACGCCUAUAUACUCCAACAUUGGUUACCAAAUCAUGGCUUAUGCGCUUGAGAAUAUAACUGGAACAACGUAUCCUGAUAUUCUAUCGCGCCAACUUAUCCUCCCUCUCGGUUUGAAUUCCACGAGUUAUGCUAAGCCAGCCAACACCGACUCGUCUGUCAUACCUGAUAGCCCUAGCAGUUCUUGGUAUGAUGUCGACACGCGUGAUGAGGGACCAGCCGCAGGAAUAUAUUCGUCGAUUGCGGACCUACGCAGGAUCGGGCAGUCGAUCUUGACGUAUGAGAUGUUGUCGCCCUCCCAAACCCGACGAUGGAUGAAACCCCUUAGUUUUACUUCUGAUCCACAGGUUGCAGUCGGUGCGCCAUGGGAGAUUGCUCGUGUUACAUCUACCACCAACAGAGCCAGCUGGAUGUACACGAAGGGUGGUCAGCUGGGGAUGUACAGCAGUCUGAUGGCUUUGCUACCUGAUUGGGGCGUCGGACUCACUGUUCUAGCCGCGGGGACCGGCGCUUCGGGGGUGGUGGGCAUGAUUCCGGGUGCGAUGGUUUCAAAGCUUGUUCCUGCUUUGGAGCAGGCUGCUAAGCGACAAGCAAGACAAAGUUACAGUGGCCGCUACGGAGACGAAAGAAAUGGCAUGACGGUAGCUGUGCAAGACAGUCUACCGGGACUAGGCGUCACGUCUUGGUUUUUCGAUGGCCGUGACAUGUUUGAUUCGAUCCGACUGAUGGUCUCAGGGUCGUCGACUGGAUCAGGGAACGUCAGCAUGAGAUUGUACCCGACGGGGUUGCAGACGCAAACAGACGGAAAGGCUAGACUUGAGAGUUGGCGGGCGGUCUACGAGAUCAUUGACGCCGCCUCUCCACCCAGUCCGUACUGUGCUAGCUGGUUCGGCGUAGAUUCAGUCACGUAUGGAGGCGUAUCUAUCGACGAGUUUGUCAUCGAUCUUUCGGCGGACGGCACUUCUCAGGGUAUCACCAUAAGCGCCUUUGAUACUCGGCUUGAAAGGGUACGGCGUUGA